Messenger RNA from Drosophila subpulchrella, 1284 nucleotides. RefSeq names its product gustatory receptor for bitter taste 93a (gene Gr93a). The record is from RefSeq and is a predicted model, not a curated record. Gene Ontology annotation, cellular component: dendrite; axon; membrane. Gene Ontology annotation, biological process: sensory perception of taste. The transcript has 2 exons. The coding region runs from base 1 to 1284 and encodes 427 amino acids. Lineage: Eukaryota; Metazoa; Arthropoda; Insecta; Diptera; Drosophilidae.
AUGGACAUGUCAUUAGCCAGGCUUCAGUUCAGUUGGUCCUCGGUUAUGGCCGGAAAAAGAGUGGAGAGCUGGUCGCGAUUCUUGCUCUUAUGGCUAUAUCGUUUUGCUCGGGGUCUUUCGCUGCUCUCCUCGAGCUUGGACAGGGAGAAACUGCAGCUAAAGUCCCCAAAACAGGGUAGCAGAAAUCGCAUCCUUAGUAUUGUGUGGCGCUGUUUGGUGGUUCUAAUCUACACAGGUGUAUUGCCAUUACUAACGGGAUCCACUAUUGGCAAACGUCUGGAGAGCUAUGCGGAUCUAUUUGCCUUCAUUCAGGCCAUUUCGGUUUCCGUUCUGGCAGUCAUAUCCUUUAUGAUCCAGGCCAAGGAAGAGUGCAAAUUUCGAGAGGUGCUAAAUAGAUAUUUAUGCCUUUACCAAAGAAUAUGCUCGGCUACCCGUUUGCAGCAGCUGUUCCCACCGAAAUUUGUGGUUUUCUUUUUGCUUAAACUCUUUUUCACCUUAUGCGGUUGUUUCCACGAGGUGAUACCUCUGCUGAAAGACGAACACUUUGAAAACGUCGGUAUGAUAAUGGCUGUAGUUGUUGGCAUCUACAUGUGGCUGGGUACGCUUUUCGUCCUGGAUGCCUGCUUUCUGGGAUUUUUGGUCUCUGGGAUCCUGUACGAACAUAUGGCUGCGAAUAUUAUGGCCAUGCUGAAGCGGAUGGAACCCAUAGAGUCGGAAGAGGAAGGAAGUCGCAUGACCCACUAUCGCCGGAUGCGCCUCCUUUGCGAUUUUGCGGAUGAGUUGGACGAAUGUGCCGCCAUCUACAGUGAACUCUACGAAGUCACCAUUUCCUUUCGCAGGAUGUUGCAAUGGCAGAUCCUCUUCUAUGUCUACUAUAACUUUAUAAAUAUUUGCCUCAUGCUAUAUGAGUAUAUUCUACACUAUCUGAACGACGAUGAAGUGGCUCUGGUUUCCUUGGUCAUGGCCUCCGUAAAGUUGGCUAAUCUAGUUUUGCUCAUUAUGUGUGCAGAUUAUACGGUCAGCGAGUCCCAAAAACCUAAAAGAUUGCCCUUGGAAAUAGUUUGCAGCGAUAUGGAUGAGCGUUGGGAUAAAAGUGUUGAAACUUUUCUCAGUCAGCUGCAAACACAAAGACUGGAGAUGAAAGUAUUGGGCUUUUUUCAUCUUAACAAUGAGUUUAUCCUCCUCAUUCUGUCUGCCAUUAUAUCGUACUUGUUUAUUCUUCUCCAGUUUGGCAUUACAGGUGGCUUUGAGGCAUCCGAAGAUAUUAAAAAUCAAUUUGAUUAA